Molecule: messenger RNA, 4134 nt
Organism: Parasteatoda tepidariorum (common house spider)
Lineage: Eukaryota; Metazoa; Arthropoda; Arachnida; Araneae; Theridiidae
Product: recombining binding protein suppressor of hairless
Biological process (GO): regulation of transcription by RNA polymerase II
Cellular component (GO): nucleus
Molecular function (GO): DNA-binding transcription activator activity, RNA polymerase II-specific; RNA polymerase II cis-regulatory region sequence-specific DNA binding
Source: RefSeq, a predicted model, not a curated record
UUUUUUUUAAAACAGACGAUCUCCGUCAAACAGAACAAGAUGAAAAAGUGAAAAUUUUCACGUAACAUGGGUGAAAACUCGUUUUCUGUAUCGAAUUCUAUCGAUUAUUGGAUAACUCUUCUAUCAUCGUCUGAAAGUUUACCCGGAGACAUGGAAUAGUUUGUUUACUGUUUAUUUGUUUACCUGGUGGAUGUCGCGCACUGUGUGCUGGGAGUGUGAAUUUUCCUAGAUUUAUGCGGAUUAAAAUGAUGAGUUAUGACUGAAAUUUACAUGCGAGAGGUGAACCAUGGGUUUCAACCUGCACAGGAAUACUCUAACUUUGAGGAUCAAAGUUUUGUGACAGCCAGUAUGUCUUUGGCUCCUUAUACUACUGCUUACAGCUCUGCGAGUAGUACACCCUCUCAAAAUGCAUCUUCCUACAGUAUUACUAGUCAGGCAAACCUUCAAAAUCCUAACCCAUAUACAGACCUCAAUGUCAACAAUAGGGCUCAGCACCAACAGCUGGGUCAUGUCCAGCUCAAUGAGGUGAAUCGAAAUGGAAUGCAGAACUCCCAUUUGUGCUCCCCAUCUCGAGACCGUCCUUCAGAGAAUGUCAUUGACAGUCAUCCAGUUGACCUGUCUAGUCCUAAGCCAUCCAAUAGAUAUGGACCAAUGGGAUACAUGAAUGUUGCGAGAGAUAACAGUACUGGUGCUUUUCCUAAUUUCAACAAUCGCUCAGGAUUUGAAAAUGGCAUGGAUUCUAUGCGUCCUGAGUAUAAUCAGAAAUUAAAUGGGGAACAGAACCAGCAACAGCCUCACCACCCUCUUGUGCCUCAUGGUGCUCUAAGCCUUCCAUUGUUGUCACAAGGUCGAGGUCAUGCACCUCCAAGUCCAAUGCCAACACCUUCACCACCCGUGGAUGACCGCCAUAGAAGCAAAAGAAAAGACCAAAGGCUCACUAGGGAAUGUAUGAAAAAAUAUCUGAGAGAAAGGGGGGAUAUGGUGCUCGUUAUACUGCAUGCUAAAGUUGCUCAAAAAUCAUAUGGCAAUGAAAAAAGGUUUUUUUGCCCUCCACCAUGCAUCUAUUUACUCGGAGAUGGUUGGAGAAAAAAACAGGAGCAAAUGGUUCGAGAUGGUGAAAGUGAGCAAGGCUCUCAAUUAUGUGCUUUCAUUGGGAUUGGAAAUUCUGAUCAAGAAAUGCAACAGUUAGAUUUCAAUGGCAAAGCAAGUACUCAAUAUAGCUAUUGUGCAGCCAAAACUUUGUACAUAAGUGAUUCUGAUAAAAGAAAACAUUUCAUGCUUUCUGUAAAAAUGUUUUAUGGCAAUGGCGAAGAUAUUGGUGUAUUUCAUAGUAAAAGAAUCAAAGUUAUUUCCAAACCUUCAAAGAAAAAACAAUCUAUAAAGAAUGCUGAUUUAUGCAUAGCUUCAGGAUCUAGAGUAGCUUUGUUUAACAGGCUUCGUUCCCAGACAGUCAGUACUCGAUAUCUUCAUGUUGAGAACGGUAACUUCCAUGCCAGCUCUACUCAAUGGGGUGCUUUCACCAUUCAUCUCUUGGAUGAUACUGAAUCAGAGUCUGAGGAAUUUACUGUUCGUGAUGGUUACAUUCAUUAUGGUUCUACUGUUAAGUUAGUCUGUUCAGUUACAGGAAUGGCAUUACCUAGACUGAUAAUAAGGAAAGUUGACAAACAGACAGCUCUUCUAGAUGCUGAUGAUCCAGUUUCACAACUUCAUAAAUGUGCUUUUUACAUGAAGGACACUGAAAGAAUGUACCUUUGUUUAUCUCAGGAAAGAAUCAUACAGUUUCAGGCUACUCCAUGUCCUAAAGAGCCUAACAAGGAGAUGAUAAACGAUGGGGCUUCUUGGACAAUCAUUAGCACUGAUAAAGCAGAAUAUACUUUUUAUGAAGGAAUGGGCCCUGUUCGCUCUACUGUUACUCCUGUUCCUGUUGUACAUAGUCUUCAAGUAAAUGGAGGGGGAGAUGUAGCUAUGCUAGAGUUAACAGGUGAAAAUUUCACUCCUACACUUAAAGUAUGGUUUGGUGAAGUAGAAGCUGAAACUAUGUACAGAUGUCAAGAGAAUAUGCUGUGUGUAGUUCCUGAUAUUUCUGCCUUCCGAGAGGGGUGGCAGUGGGUGAGGCAGCCGACUCAAGUGCCAGUGUCAUUGGUCCGCAAUGACGGUAUUAUUUACUCUACUGGGCUGACCUUCACUUACACUCCUGAACCUGGUCCCCGUACUCACUGUCCUGCAGUAGAGGAAAUCCUGAGGCCACCAGAGAUGCGCAGGGACGACCCGAGGCAUCCCUCUCAUAUGUAUUCUAAUGCCGAUCACCCCAUGCAAUAAAUCAAAGUGUCAAAACUGAAUCUUAAAAUUCUCAUUCUUCAAUAUAUGAACAAGUUUUUUCAACCUUUUAACUAUUUCCCAUUUGAUUUCUAGAGACUUUUUGGAUAUUGUUGUGGACAAAAAUGUGUCUUCUGAACCCUUUGCAUACAGUGUCCUCAUUUUAAAGAUGUGUUUAUAUCAUGAUUCACUUUUCUUAUGUUAAUUCAUUAUGUUUUAACUUUUUUUUGUAGUUGAUUAUACUGUUUUUAAUUUCAUUUAGUUAAAAUUGUUGUCUGGUGCAAAAUUAUUUAAAUUUUGUUUAUGUCAAAUUUUUUUUAUUUGCGAAGUAUUUACACUUAAUGAUCCAUUAAAUAAAAAAAAAGGGAAAUUUAAUUUGAUUUUAUGUCAUAAAUGCAAAGAAAAAAAAACAGAUCAGUAUAGUAACAGUUGUUAAAGAUUAACUAAAACUCAUUUUAUUUUAAUUAAAAGUAUUUUGUCGAAAUUAAUUUUCCUGUAAUGGAACCCUAUUAAGAAAAAGACUAAAGGAAUCCAAACGUAAGAUUUUUAAUUGGAUUCACAAUUUUUUUUAUCAUCUUUUUUUUCUUUUCCUAAUUCCCUUAUUAUCAUUUUUUAAUUUUGGGUUUCAUUUUUAGGGUAACCAGAUCAAAAUUACAAUAUGGACAAAAUUUUAUGGUAUUAAUAAAGAUUGUGUUCAGGCGGUGGCUUAUGAGAGGUUAUAACAUUGCUUAUUAAAAAAAUUUAUUAAGUUUGUAAUUUUAAAUGAGAUUUCUAGACUCAGUUUUGCUAUCUAAGUAUUUCAGAUAUAAUUAAUAUUUUACAUUUUAUAUAGCUGUUACUUAAAUUUCAUUUUUCCAAGACAAUUAGAAUAUUUAUCAAAUGCUAUAUAUUCUGACUAGUUAAUCUACUAAUGAUAUGUCAAUCCUCUUGUUAAAAAUUUAAAUGACUUGCUGUAAAUUAUUAUUAUUCAGUAUUGAAUUUCAUUAAUUCCAUAAAAUAAAAAUACUGUUUAAUGUUGCAUGCAAAAUAGUCUUCUUAGUUCUUUUUUGAAUACAUUAUUUUUAUUUAAAAUGUUUUUUCUCUGUUACAAUCUCAUGCCCGAAAAUCAUUUAUGUUAAAAUAAGCACAAAUUAGUUCUCAUGAAUCUAAUUUUUUCCCAGUGCUUUUUUUUCUUUGAGAAAUUAUAAAGUAUUUUGUUGUAGAGAAUACUCAUAAAAUAAAUCUUAGUUAGUCUAUAGAAAAUUUGCCUUUAUAACUGUAUAAUUUAGUUUUGUUCAAAUAAAUUUAUAAUUUAACUGUGCAAUAUUGCAUUCAUUUAGUUAACAUUACAAUAUUUUUAAUUGGGUUCAUGGAAAUUUUCCAAAUAUGAUUAUAAUAUAAUCCAAUUAUGAUUAAUUGCUAUCGUUAUUUCUUUUUAAACGGUAACCUCUCUUCUUUUCGAUUGUGCAAAUAAAAUGGAAAUAAUAAAUAAUGCGUUAAAACAUUUUUAAUUCAAAAAUAGGCUUACAUUUUUUUCAUAAUUCAUUUGUUAAUAUAAAGAUAUAUAUUUGUAAAAUUGCAUAAAAUUUGUAACAUAACUAUAUUAAAGGAAUAACUACUUUCAUUAGAGUCUUACUAGUUAAAACAAGUUAGACAAGAAAUUAUAAUCUGUCAUUUUUUUAAAAUUCUAUAAAAUAGACAUUUAUUACUAAUAAUUACAAACCUUUUAAGUAUACGUGAGUAAAAGUUUAAGUAUAAAAGUUUCAAUAAUAUUUCCUAUAAUUUAUUUAUCUAUACAGUGAUCUAAUUUGAAUAGAUUAUUAGGUAUAAAAUAACUAU